AUGUCUCACUCUACCGUCCACGUUUCUGGCAUUUCAGCCACAACCUCCGAGAAGGAGGUUCGCGACUUCUUCAGCUUCUGCGGCAAGAUUGUCUCCCUCUCUGUUACACCUAUUUCCGGCGAAGCGGACGCCAAACAGUCCGCCACGGUCACUUUUGAAAAGGAAGCCGCCGCGAAGACCGCCCUUCUCCUUGAUCAGACCCAACUUGGCACCUCCGCCGUGCACGUCGAAGCUGCCUCGAACAUUGAUGACCUAGCUGGCCCCUCGGCCACCGAAGUUGAAGCUAAGGGUGAAGAGCACGAGAUUGCCCAGGAGGACAAGCCCCGCUCGCGCAUUGUCGCCGAGUACCUUGCUCACGGCUACGUGCUUAGCGACAACGCCAUUACCAGGGCCAUUGACCUGGACCAGAAGCACGGAUUCUCCAAGCGCUUCACUACCGCGCUUGGCGACUUCGACAAGAAGUUCAAUGCCACUGAGCGCGCCAAGGGUCUGGACGCCAACUACCAGAUCUCCGAGAAGGCCGCUACAGGCUGGCGCGGCCUGGGCCACUACUUCGAGAAGGCCAUCAGCCACCCCUCUGGUCAGAAGCUCCGUGGAUUCUACACUCAAACCGAUAAGCAGAUCCGUGACAUUCACAACGAGGCUCGCCGUCUUGCGGAUUUGAAGCAGGGCAAGACCGAUAGCUCUGCUACUGAGCCUGUGGCAGCUACUGAGCCCGUGGCUGUUCCCUCCCAGCCUGAGGCUGCUGCCGCUCCCGUCGAUCCUAAGGCUUAA
Messenger RNA from Penicillium salamii, 774 nucleotides. NCBI's taxonomy places the organism in Eukaryota, Fungi, Ascomycota, Eurotiomycetes, Eurotiales, Aspergillaceae. The record is from the annotation of a GenBank genome assembly.